Molecule: messenger RNA, 948 nt
Organism: Jaculus jaculus (lesser Egyptian jerboa)
Lineage: Eukaryota; Metazoa; Chordata; Mammalia; Rodentia; Dipodidae
Product: vomeronasal type-1 receptor 4-like
Exons: 1
Coding region: 1-948 (315 amino acids)
Biological process (GO): G protein-coupled receptor signaling pathway
Cellular component (GO): membrane
Molecular function (GO): pheromone receptor activity
Source: RefSeq, a predicted model, not a curated record
AUGUUUCCAAGUGUCACGACCUUGGGGAUUUUCCUCACAUCUGAGUUCUGUAUCGCCGUCAUAGGGAACUCGUUGCUCUUCCUGUCUUACGUGUACAUCUUCUUAGCUCAUCGUUAUCUGCUGAAGCCCAUAGAUUCCAUUUUCAUGCACCUGACAAUGGCCAAUGUUUUCACAGUUGUCUUCUUGUUGAUACCUUAUAUUGCAUCAUCUUUUGGAGUGAGACGAUUUCUCAAUGAUGCUGGUUGUAAGGCAAUCUUGUAUAUCUACAGAGUUACCCGGGGUCUUUCCAUCUGUACUACCUCUUUUCUGAGUACAUUUCAAGCCAUAGCCAUCAGUCCCAGUAACACUAAGUGGGCAUGGUUGAAACCUAAACUCUCUAAAUGGAUCUUUCCAUCAUUCUUUUUCUCCUGGGUCAUCAACAUGCUCAUUUACAUUCAUAUCAUUCAUACUGUAAUAGCCAAGAACAAUGCCAGUCAUGCUGGCCAGGGUUAUGUUCAUGCUUUCUGUAAGACCAGGGAUUCUAGGGAUGAAAAUUCACUGCCAUUUUUCAUUAUAUUAUUGACUCGAGAUCUCCUGCUUGUGGUACUCAUGAUGUCAACCAGCCUCUACAUGGUGAAUCUCCUUUUCACACAUCAUAGGAGAACCCGGCAUGUCCAUAGCCGGAGCCUCUCCUCCCAGACAUCUCCUGAAACCAAAGCCACUCAAAGCAUCCUUUUGCUGGUAAGUUGCUUUGUGUUCUUUUAUUGGUUGGGUAACUUUAUCACCCUUUAUGAAUUCUACACACCCAAUAAAAUCCCAAGAUUGGAAGGAAUUAAUGCCAUUUUGUCAUCUUGCUACCCAACCGUUUGCCCUUUCUUACUUAUGAGGAAUAAUAAAAUCAUUUUUCAAUUUAUUUCAUCCUUUUCUAUACUGAGAAUUUCAUGUACUCAAAAUACAUUCAGUAGCUGA